Molecule: messenger RNA, 1491 nt
Organism: Tachysurus vachellii
Lineage: Eukaryota; Metazoa; Chordata; Actinopteri; Siluriformes; Bagridae
Gene: coq9
Product: coenzyme Q9 homolog (S. cerevisiae)
Exons: 9
Coding region: 81-1082 (333 amino acids)
Biological process (GO): ubiquinone biosynthetic process
Cellular component (GO): mitochondrial inner membrane
Molecular function (GO): lipid binding
Source: RefSeq, a predicted model, not a curated record
GCAUUCGGAGUCGCGUGGUAAUGACGUCACCGAUGCUAACGUUGUUAUGCUAACGGAACAGCUCCCUGUCCACUAGCGAUAUGGCGGCACUGGUUCGAGGCCUACGCGCUGGAAGAGGCUUGCUGGGUCUCGGCAGCGCAGUGGUCCAGAACCAUCCUCGUCCCCAGUACAGCGCACUGAGACGUGCCAUCCAUUCUGCUGCCAUCCUUAGAUUUACAGAUGACACUAAAAUUCACCAGAACACACGGCCGCCGUCCGACUACGAACACCAGCAGACCCAGAAUUCAGGAACGAGUCAGGCGUUUUGCUCCACAGAGAAAACCGGUUCAUCUGAUGCUCGGCAGGACGAACCACAGUCUAACACCAGUUAUCAGGAUCAGGGCGGUGAGCAGGCAGAGGAUUAUGAGACUGAGGAACAGCUGCAGUCUCGUAUCCUGACCGCUGCGCUGGAGUUCGUCCCUGAGCACGGCUGGACUGUGGAGGCCAUCGCUGCCGGAGCAGAGACUCUCUGCCUGUCGGCUGCCUCUGCUGGGAUGUUUAAUAACGGCGCAGGAGACUUGGUGCUACAUUUCAUCAGCCAGUGCAACGCUCAGCUCGUGGACAUUCUGGCAGAGCAGAAUAAUCAGGUCCAACUUGGACAUGCAGAAAAGAAGACAACGGCAGAGUUUCUGAGGGACGCAGUCGAGACACGCCUCCGGAUGCUGAUUCCGUACAUCGACACUUGGCCACAGGCCAUGAGUACACUGCUGCUUCCUCACAACAUCCCAGACAGCCUGAAGCACCUCUAUACCAUGGUGGAUGACAUCUGGUACUACGCAGGAGAUCGCUCCACAGACCUAAACUGGUACACGCGACGUGCAGCAUUAACAGGGAUCUACAACACCACAGAGCUUGUGAUGCUGCAGGACUCAUCCCCUGACUUCGAACAGACUUGGACCUUCCUCAACAACCGUAUCCAGGAUGUGGUGAACGUAGCCAACACGGCUAAACAGGUGCAGUCGACAGGAGAGGCAGUAGUUCAGGGGCUGAUGGGUGCUGCAGUCACGCUGAAGAACCUCACAGGCUUGAACCAGAGACGAUAAACCAGCCUCCGGGUCCUGCAUUUCAUCUGUCUCGCUCUGUAACCACCAGCACAUUCUGAACGUCUAACACUCUGCUCAUUCUCCAUUGUGAGGAUCGCUUAAGUCACUUUGCUGUUAUUUUAAAUGUAGUUUAGUUGAGGAGAUUAAAUUGUGCGCUUCAGUCACAUUUAAAUAGUGUGCCCAAGCUCUCAAGUCUGACUGAUCUGUACAGUUAUCUGUAAAGUUAACAGCUUUACACUGCUUUGAGAAACGGUGCUUCAGAACACAAUGAUGGGCUUUUGAUUCAGUGUUGUAUAUUAAGGUUAAUCAGCUCUGAAUCAGACCAUUACCUUUGUUUUUGCUCCCUGUAUAAACGUUUAAAGCAAAAUAAAUAUAUAUUGUACUUGAAAUUAAAAGUUUUCUUGAAAAA